Exophiala spinifera is the source of this 1635-nucleotide messenger RNA. RefSeq lists its product as uncharacterized. NCBI's taxonomy places the organism in Eukaryota, Fungi, Ascomycota, Eurotiomycetes, Chaetothyriales, Herpotrichiellaceae. The record is from RefSeq and is a predicted model, not a curated record. Gene Ontology annotation, molecular function: 2 iron, 2 sulfur cluster binding; flavin adenine dinucleotide binding; oxidoreductase activity, acting on NAD(P)H. Gene Ontology annotation, cellular component: cytoplasm. Bases 1 to 1635 code for a protein of 544 amino acids. The transcript has 3 exons.
AUGGCUCAAGAGUGGAAACUCAAGGAUCUGACCACGCUCGACCUCAAGGACUUGGACAAAGUCGAGGUUGAAGUUGAGGGCAUCGAAGGUGGGAAGGUGUUGCUUGUCAAAGUCGGCGAUCAGAUCUCUGCGCUCAACGCCAAUUGUACACAUUAUGGUGCACCUUUGAAGAACGGUGUCCUCACACCAGAAGGCCGAUUAACGUGUCCAUGGCAUGGAGCCUGCUUCAACACCAAGACUGGUGAUGUCGAAGACUCGCCUGCCCCUCUUGCUCUGAACAAGUUUAACGUCGUGGAGAAAGAUGGAGGAGUAUACAUCUCAGGGAAAGAAACAGAUAUCAAGGGCGGAAAGAGACCUGUCAAUGUCAAGACCACGCCUAGCACACCAGAAAGAGUUGUGAUAGUAGGAGGUGGCUCAGGUACAUUCGGUACCAUCCUCAAACUCCGCGAACACGGAUUCCAAGGCCAUGUCACCGUCAUCACAGGUGAAGGUCUCCCGAUUGAUCGGACGAAACUCUCCAAAGCCCUCAUUACAGAUGCCUCACAGAUCUACCUCCAGCCUGAACAGUGGUACAAGGACGGCUCCAUAGAAUUCUACCCCGAUACUGUGACGAGUGUGGACUUUGAUUCCCGAGAAGUCAAGACCAAGACAGGGAAAGCAUUCCCGUAUACCAAACUCAUCCUUGCCACCGGUGGCACACCACGAACCCUUCCCCUGCCUGGCUUCAAGGAGCUCUCCAACAUCUUCCUGCUGCGCCAGGUUAGUGACACCCAGGCAAUCAUGAAUGCGGUAGGCGAUGGCAACAAGAAGAUUGUGAUUAUCGGAUCCAGCUUCAUCGGCAUGGAAGUCGCCAAUGCCCUAGCAAAGAACAACUCCGUCAGUAUUGUCGGCAUGGAAUCCGCGCCCAUGGAGCGUGUCAUGGGCGCGGAGGUGGGCAAGAUCUUCCAGAGAAUGCUCGAGAAGAACGGCGGGAAGUUCUACCUCAAUGCCGGCGUCGACUCUGCAGUUCCUGCCUCGAAUCUCGCCAACGCAGUCGGCCUGAGCUCCGUGCGUGCCGUGAAGUUGAAGGACGGCGCUGAACUCGAGGCCGACCUCGUCAUUCUCGGCAUCGGUGUCAAGCCUGCGACCGAGUACCUCGAGAACAAUGCUAGUAUCAAGCUAGAAAAAGACGGCAGUGUCGCCGUCGAUCAGAACUUUGCAGUCAAGGGACUCAGCGAUGUCUACGCCAUAGGCGAUAUCGCCACGUACCCUUACAACGGCCCCGGCGCAAGCGACACACCCGUGCGCAUCGAGCAUUGGAAUGUCGCGCAGAACAUGGGCCGGACCGUUGGGCAGCUGAUCGCUCGACCAGGAAGCAAACCCAAGCCCUUCAUCCCCAUCUUCUGGUCCGCCCUGGGCAGCCAGUUGAGAUACUGUGGCUCGACUUCAAACGGCUGGGAUGACGUCGUGAUCAAGGGUGAGCCGGAAAAUGGCAAGUUUGCGGCGUAUUAUUGCAAGGGUGACGCGGUCGUGGCGGUGGCUAGUAUGAUGAUGGACCCUGUCAUGGUCAAAAGUGCCGAGUUGAUGAGACACAACAAGAUGCCGUCCAAGAAGGAGAUUCAAGGUGGAGAGGAUGUUUUACAGGCGAGUCUAUGA